AUGACGUACCACCAGCUCCAGACCCUGCUGUGCGAGCUCCCCGGCACGGCGGGCGCUGUGGCCCCGGUGUCGGUGGUGAGCCCGGGCACCCCGACCCCGGCAUGCAGCCGGCCAACCCCCCUCCUCUCUCCCUGUCGGUGUUUGUGUCGGCAGACAGAAAAUGGAGUGCUCCUGCCCUCGCUGCAGUCGGCCCUGCCCUUCCUGGACCUGCACGGCACCCCCAGGCUGGAGUUUCACCAGUCCGUGUUUGACGAGCUGCGAGAGAAGCUGCUGGAGAGGGUCUCUGCCAUCGCUUUGGAAGGGAAAGUCGAGGAGAGAUACAAGAAGCUGGAAGAUCUCUUAGAAAAGAGCUUUUCCCUGGUCAAGAUGCCCUCCAUACAGCCUGUGGUAAUGUGUGUCAUGAAGCACCUGCCCAAGGUCCCUGAAAAGAAGCUGAAGUUAGUGAUGGCCGAUAAGGAUUUGUAUAAAGCGUGUGCAGUGGAGGUGAAGCGCCAGAUCUGGCAGGAUAACCAGGCUCUGUUUGGUGAUGAGGUGUCUCCACUGCUGAAGCAAUACAUCCUGGAGAAAGAAAAUAUUCUCUUCAGCAAUGAUAUUUCUGUCUUGCACAAUUUCUUCAGUCCAUCUCCCAAGACGAGACGUCAAGGAGAGGUGGUUCACAAGCUGACCCAGAUGAUUGGGAAGAAUGUGAAGCUCUACGAUAUGGUGUUGCAGUUUCUGAGAACCUUGUUCCUUCGGACGAGGAAUGUUCAUUACUGCACGCUACGGGCAGAGCUCCUGAUGUCGCUGCAUGACCUGGAAGUCAAUGACAUCUGCAAUGUUGACCCCUGUCAUAAGUUCACCUGGUGCCUUGAUGCUUGCAUUCGGGAGAAGUUUGUGGACAACAAGAGAGCUCGAGAAUUGCAAGGGUUUCUGGAUGGAGUGAAGAAAGGACAAGAACAAGUGUUGGGGGACUUAUCAAUGAUCUUGUGUGAUCCCUUUGCCAUUAACACCUUAGCCUUGAGUACCAUCAGGCACCUGCAAGACCUGGUUGCACAGGACACCUUACCCAGGGAAAGCCCGGAUCUGCUGCUGCUCCUUAGGAUGCUGUCUUUGGGACAAGGUGCCUGGGACAUGAUUGACAGUCAAGUCUUCAAGGAACCAAAAAUGGAAGCUGAGUUGAUCACCAAGUUCUUGCCUAUGCUGAUGUCCUUUGUGGUGGAUGACCACACGUUCAAUGUAGAUCAGAAACUGCCCUCGGAGGAGAAGGGACCGAUUCCGUACCCCAGCACCAUUCCUGAAGCUUUCACCAAGUUCUUGCAGGAGAACAAAAUAGCUUGUGAGAUUGGGCUGUAUUACAUCCUUCACAUCACUAAACAGAGGAACAAGAAUGCUUUCCUUAGGCUCCUGCCAGCACUAGUUGAGACAUUCAGUGACUUGGCCUUCAGUGAUAUUUUUCUGCAUCUGCUUACUGGUAACCUCACGCUGCUGGGUGAUGAAUUUGCACUUGAGGAGUUCUGCACCAGUCUCUUUGACGGCUUCUUUCUCACUGCCUGCUCAAGGAAGGAGAACGUACACAGACAUGUGCUAAGGCUGCUGCUUCAUCUGCAUCACAAAGUGGUGCCUGCCAAAUUAGAGUCUCUCCAGAAGGCUUUGGAACCCACCAAGCAGAGCGGGGAAGCUGUGAAGGAGCUUUAUAACCAGCUCACAGAGAAACUGGAGCUUCGCAAGCCAAGUCCAGCCGAAGUGACUGAGACUCCCUCCAUGGAACUGCCCUUGCCCACUGUGCCCACGCCAGCCUCACGCUGAGCUACGUCUGUAGUGCGAGAGUGAGACAGAAGAACGAACCGAGUGCUCUGCGGCGUGAAGGCGCUGUGCUGCCUUUCAGGUGUCUCUGCCUACAGGGUGGAAACAGGAAAAAAAAGCCACUGAAGCCCUUUCAGGAAACACUGCAGUUUACCCAACUCACUGGCUCUUGCUGGUUAGAAAACUCUGUAUGCAGUGCAUUGCAAAGGUUUACUUUUCUUAGGUAGCUGAGUGUCUUCUUUUAGAUCCACUUAAAAUCUGACUGUACUUUUUUUUUUUUUUUCAAAAAGGAAAUGCAUAUUUUUAA
Mesitornis unicolor (brown roatelo) is the source of this 2089-nucleotide messenger RNA. It is a transcript of the gene NELFB, whose product is annotated as negative elongation factor complex member B. The transcript is spliced from 14 exons. The record is from RefSeq and is a predicted model, not a curated record. Gene Ontology annotation, biological process: negative regulation of transcription elongation by RNA polymerase II. Gene Ontology annotation, cellular component: NELF complex; nucleus. The coding region runs from base 1 to 1785 and encodes 594 amino acids. NCBI's taxonomy places the organism in Eukaryota, Metazoa, Chordata, Aves, Mesitornithiformes, Mesitornithidae.